This is a messenger RNA of Danio rerio (zebrafish), 7478 nucleotides long. The record is from RefSeq and is a predicted model, not a curated record. NCBI's taxonomy places the organism in Eukaryota, Metazoa, Chordata, Actinopteri, Cypriniformes, Danionidae.
UUUUUCCCACAUCAAAAUACUUAUGAAAGUCUUAGAAUAUGUCAAGUGAUUACAGAACUAACAAUCGGACAUUUUUGGCACUCGGACAGCCAUUCUCCAUUGUCUCCCUUAAGUGAGUUUUACAACUUUACAACUUCACACAAUAUUUCGUUUGUUUCCAUGGCAACAUAACAAGCUUCAAAUAAAUAUUUUUUAAUUUGAAAUCUUGGCUUGUAAUUAUAGCAGUUACAUUGUUAUAAACCUGUUAUAAAUUCUGUACGGAAAGGUACUUCCAAGACCGGGGAAAUAACAGGUUAAUAAUCGUUAUUUUAUUAUUUAUCUCCUCCACCAGUAUCCAUACCAGCUCCUCCUCCUAUUACAGGAUAGGCUGGUGAGAGUGCCUCACAGCCAUUGCCAGUCUCUGAUUGGACAGCUUGGAAGUCAAUCACAUAGCUGUAGUCACUCCAGCAAACAGUGAUCAGGUCAAGGGCGGGACUUGUUGGAAUACUGGUGUGAAGAAAAAAAUAACUCGUGCAGGACCCUCGAUUACUCAUUCCGUCCAGGUACAGCGGAAGCCAACCGACCUGAGGUGCUCGGCUCCCGUUAUUCUCGUGUGCGUGCGCCAGAUUAUCGGUUGACUUCGAGCGACGCUACCGUGCCUCCUGCAUCAGCCGCGGCUGUGCUUCAUAGGGAAUUAUAGCAGCAGGAAUGCGCAUUAAAUGAUCGCUCUUACGUUUUAGUGCACUCGCGCAGGGGAAAUGAUGCAUUGAGGACCGGCUGCUUUGCGGGCGUUUAUCUUCAGAGCUUCAUUACAUCCACCUCGAACGGCGAACCUAUACAAUGGCUACUCUUUUGCGCAAAAUCGGACUCAUUCGGCUGCACGACCGAGACACGGAGGACCCGAAGCAUCACCACCAGGGCUCUUUGAAAGGGACUAAAGGCAACCAGAAAAACAACAACACGAAGCACUGCAACACCAGCAACGAGACCAACAACAUCCUCAGCACGCCUGAAAUCAAAGCCAGGCGCUUCGACGUGUCCGGCAAGGACAAACCAGUCGUCAAACAGGACAAACCGAUCAAGGACACGAAAGAGAAGCAGCAAACGGCGGGCAGCAAGGCGACGAGCGGCUCCGUGAUGCUCCCGCCGGCGGCGAACCGACAACACUGCACGCAGGUGCGGACGCGGAGGCUGAUGAAGGAGCUCCAGGAGAUUCGUCGGCUCGGCGACAGCUUCAUCACGGUGGAGCUGGCGGACGAUAACCUCUUUGACUGGAAUGUCAAGCUGCACCAGGUGGACAAGGACUCUGCGCUGUGGCAGGACAUGAAGGAGACCAACACCGAGUUCAUAUUGCUGAAUGUCACCUUCCCCGACAAUUUCCCCUUCUCUCCUCCGUUCAUGCGCGUCCUCACGCCGCGGCUGGAGAACGGAUACGUGCUGGACGGAGGCGCGAUCUGCAUGGAGUUAUUAACGCCCCGCGGCUGGUCGAGCGCGUACACCGUCGAGGCCGUGAUGAGGCAGUUUGCUGCCAGUCUGGUGAAAGGACAGGGUCGCAUCUGCAGGAAAGCAGGCAAGUCUAAGAAAGCCUUUAGUCGCAAGGAAGCUGAAGCAACCUUCAAGAGUCUUGUCAAGACCCAUGAGAAGUAUGGCUGGGUCUCUCCUCCCGUGUCCGACGGCUGAUGUCAGCAUCUUCGACGGCGAUCCCGACAUGGUGUUUUUCAGUUGGGUUUUCUUCUUUUUCAUCAUCAAACUUAACUACGACAAAAAAACAAAACAAAAACAACAACAAAAGCUAGCGCGUCAUAUCUCACACAUCAACGUGGCACAUUGAGCAUCAUUCCGUCCUUCACUCUUCUUCAUCGAGGUGCCAUGGACCGAACACUCGCUGCAACAUCACAAUUACUCAUGAGUGGCCGUCACUGCAGCUACAUACAGCUAAAGACUCCGGAUACGACUGAGGCUCUAAGCAAAAUUAAAUGUGCACCAAUCCUCCCUCUAUAUACUGUCUGUCUGUCUUGCUUCUUUUCUCCACCAUCUAUCCCUCGUUCUUUUAAUAGCUGACAAUGACUUGCGCUGAACAGCAUCAGACCUGCCCCCCAUUUACAUGCAAAUGACUUUGUUAACACUUAAUAGAUAAGCAGAUCAUCACACUACAUUCGAGGUUCAGUUUUGCUGGUUUCCUCCUCAUUGACUGUGCUGUUUUUCACGGUUGGAUGCAACUUGAUGAUUGUAAUUUAUGUAGAGCUGUGCUCUUUCUUUUCCUCUGUGCGCGUGGCGAAAUUUAGACAUCACUGUGUUGCGUAGAUGGUGAUUGAUUUCCAAUGGAGAAAAAAAAAAUACUCUAGGGCUUUGUUCAGACAGGCAGCAAAUAUCUGAUUUUUUAGGCAUAUCCCAUUCAAAUUCAAUUACAGUUUUGAAGGCUGAACAUCACAUCAAUGUGAUUUGAAAUUUCAAGAUCCAAAUCAAUGUUCAGUACAUUUCUCCUCACAUAGCAAACCAUGUGACUGUAAAUGAGUGCACGAGUCAGCAGUAUAUGCAUGGAUGCAUAAAAAUGCCUCUUGCGAGUCUAGCACCACCACAUGAUAGACACGAGCAGAGGAAAUAUUCCCAGUUUUCCAUCCUCUCGUUCCACAUUGACAGCUGCUCUCGGUUGUCUGGCGUCGCACUGGAUUUCCACAACACAGUCUGAACAAACACCAGAUUUCAUCACUUACAAAAUGGCAGACUCUCAAUCCCAAAAUUGCGAAUUGGAUUGGCGUGCAGUGUGAACAAAGCCUUCUUCGCUAAUACAGAGGUCCAAGAUUUUAAAAAACAAAACAAACAAAAAAAGGCAUAAACCACCUCUGUUGAUUGUUUUAUUAUUUGUUUUCGGAGAAGACCAAAAGCUCUUAAUUCUAAUGGUUUAGAUACCAGAUGGCAUUAGUGAAUGUCAGCGUCCCAGUGGGAUCUUGGCAUUGGCGAGAAAUAGAGAGAGGCAUGUGACAGACAUAGUGAUGUUUGCAGAGCACCGAACAACAGGACAUGGCCGACCAAGCAGACCCGACCUCAUGUUAAAAUAUUGCAGUAUCUUGGCACUUUCACAUGCCGAUGAUCAAACACGAUCAAAAAUUAAUUGUGUUGAUUCGCUUGUACUAUUUGGGCUUGUCAUUAAUCGAUAUGCUUGUGGUUGUCGGCCUGAUUCCUCCACCCUGCACUGACUCUGCAUCACUUUGCCGUGUGCUUGAUCAAUACUAGACUAGAACAUCGGUAAACAGAACAAAAUGGCUGACAGCCCGGGAUGCAAGAUCUCACGACUGCGUAAAUCAGCCUGCGAAGCUCCGUUAUGACUCUGACAAGAGGCAGAUGAAGAAGGACAGAGGUGAAGAGAGAGACGCUGAGGGGGCGAUUCCUUUGUUCAGAAACCUUGAGGAAUGAGGGCGGCUCGUUUAGUUGCCUGAUUGAUGCUCUCCGAGAGACGCAGCUCCACGCCUUGAUGUUUAUUGACUUCUCCUUCAAAUGUCAGCGUGAAUCUGGAACAGCUCGACUGCAUCUUGUGAGCGGUGAGAUGCAGAAGAAGCUCUGUUUGUUUUAGAUCCCACCCUAACCAUGGUGCUCUCCACACGGUGUGUUUGUGUAAUACAAAUGUAGUCGAGGAGGCGAUAUUAUAUAAGGCCUGUUAGAUGAGGAAUUCACACAAAAAAUGUUCAUUCUCUCAGAAACGUUUUUUAACCGUAGUGCAGUUUCAAGUGUGUAUGGCUCUCUUUAGUCAUUGAAAUUGGAAAAGUGUGUAGUGGCUGCUCUUUCUCCAUUAAAUUGUCAUUCUUAAUUGUCAGCUGUUCUCUGAAGGCAUGAGUGUUUAAUACAAGGAAAGAUCUCAAUUUAAAGGGGUGUUUACAUGACACUGAACUAAAAACUGAAAAUAUUUUCUGUAUUUUGUCCAUUUCUGAAAAUGCAAAUGAUUUUUUUUAUCAUCUAAACCAGUGUUUCUGAACCAUGGUUCUGGUUGACCACCAACACAAGAUUUCUUCUUUGUCUGUCAAACCCAUCACAGGUCUUUCACUCCCUGCUAAUGAGCUGAUGAUCUGGAUCAGAUGUGUUUGGUUAAGGGGACAUGGAAAAUAUGUACAGUUGGUGGUCUUCCAGAAACAUGGUUGAGAAACACUGAUCUAAACUACGAAAAUACAAAUUUGCGGUUGCCGAGAGAGCUUAACGUGCUGCAAAUUAAGAAAACACAUGCAAUUACAAAAAAUGCUUGCAAAUUGAGAAAAGAUCUUCAUCAGUUUGACAGUACACGUGCUGCAAUUCAUCACAACACAAACACAUUUAAAAAAAAACGCACUACAACGUAAACAUUUUACAAAAAUGCACUGCAUUUUUUCACAACACAUUGGAAAUGUUUCAAGGAGACCCUAAAACAUAACAGACUCUUUUAUUUAUGUUAUGGUUAUUUAGGCUAAUAAAUACUAAAAAAAACGGAAAUCAGGUUAUUAAAAUAAACAAACAAAAACUUACCUGUCAAAGAUCACAUACGUCCGAUUCACACGGGGCUUUAGCGUCAACGGUUGACAGAGGGCGUGUCUGAAGAUUGUCACAGCAGCAUCAGUCAAUGAAAUUAGUUCGCAAUCAACUACUGUCUAAGCUGUUGUAUUUGCAUGAGGGAAUCUAAUUGGCUGACGCAUCCUUUGGCACUUAAAAAGCUGAGUUCACAAAUUCUGCAGUGAGCUACGCCACUGAAGCGGCUCCGACGUAUCCACAAUGCAGUUUAGCAACGCUUGACUUCACCCAUUCAAAGAGAAUGGGAAGCGUCACAACUUUACUGAGCAAUAGUCAUGGCACAGCGCUGUCUGUCACGUUUUUUUUUUUUUUUUUUUACAUUUCCGUUGUGUUGCGUUCUUUUUCUGUUUUGAGAAAAUGCAGCGUUUUUUAUUUUCGCGUUUUUUUUUUUUUUUUUAUGUGUUUACGUUGAGAUGAUUUGAAGUACGUGUAUGGGCAAACUGAUGAGGAUCUUUUUUCAAUUUGCUGGUGUUUUUGGAAAUUGCAUGUGUUUUCUUCAAUUGCAGUAUGUUAAGCUUUCUCGGCUACCCUAUAAACAUUGACAGGAGCACAUGCAAAUUAUGUGUUGAGUCUACCAUCAGUAGUUUUAAAGGUGCUAUAUGAAAUAUUUAUUUAGUACUAUUAUUAUCAUGCACAGGUCUUUAACAACCAUGGGCCUGUAUGGCAUCAUUUUGACAAUUACAUUUGUUUGUACAUUGUCAUAAAUAUACACAAAGUAAAGGACUAAGACAGUCUACAGUCUGGUGCCACAUUUACUCAAAAAACAAAUUUUGCUGCUUGUUCAACUUACUAAAAAUGAGUUGAAAAAACACAAUUCUUAAAUUUUUGGGGACAACUUAAUUGUUUUAUGUUCAAUCCCAUUAAGCUUAAUCUUUUUGUUUUGGAGCACCAUAAAGGAAUUGUGUGGACCCAACAUUUCUUACAGUGUUUGAUAUCAGCGUGGGUGGCAUGGCUCAGUGGUUACCUCUGUCGCCUUACAGCAAGAAGGUCCCAGCUGGACUAGUUGGUGUUUCUGUGUGGAGUUUGCAUGUUUUCCCCAUGUUGGUAAGGGGUUUACUCCGGGUGCUCCGGUUUCCCCCACAUUCUAAAAGACAUACGCUAUUCUUGAACUGGGUAAACAAAAUUGGCCGUAGUGUAUGAGAGUGUGUGAAUUAGUGUGCAUGGGUGUUUCCCAGUAAUGGGUUGCGGCUGAAAGGGCAUCUGCUGCAUAAAACAUGUGCCGGAAUACUUGGUAGUUAAUUCCGCUGUGACGACCCCUGAUAACUAAAGUACCAAAUAAGGUUUAAAGGAAGAUGAAUGAUGUCAGUGUUUUGACAUCAUUAUAACUGCUGAUAUGAUAAAUCCUUGAUGCUUUUAGUUUAAAAUCCCUCGUUUGUGCGUUGUAUACUUGGUGGGCCACCCAAAAUAAUCACAUGACUUCAGAAGACUCUAAUAUGGCGGUAGGAGAUUAUGAGUAUGAUUUUAUCUUAAUAUUUUGUCAUUUUAAAACAUGACAGCCUUGAUCUACACUGACUGUCAUUAUAUAGAGAAGAACAACAGUUUGCUUCUUGUCGAAAGAAAGCCAUACACAUUUGACUUCAUUUUGAAUGAACUACUACUUAAAAAAACAACACUACGAGGUUGAAAAUAAUCUAUUUCCAUGUUGAUACACAUAAUAUUUCAAGGGUAAUCUUCUCCAGAUAUGGAAACAGCAUGUGCCAAAAGCUUAAUGUACUUUGUCACCAUUUCCUUGUGUGUUUUCCUGUGUGUAACUGCUGCGCUCUCAGUAGAAAGACUCUCUGCUAUCACUGACGGUUUCAAAUGUCACAUGAGAAGCUGCUAAUUAAUACGGCAUUUGAACAAAAAAAAAAAGGCGAAAAAGACGAAGACACUGCUGUGUAAAUGAUAAAACCGCAAAUUCUGAUGCCCUGAAGGAAGAUGACUGUGGAAACAACACUGUAUGAUGAUGCGUUAUUGAUAUUUAUUUCUGUCUAGUAGUUUUUGUGUUAUUAAUAUUAAGGUUAUCCAUUAUAAUAAAUGGAGUGCUAUGAAAAGUGGCAAACACUAAUUUUGCUGUAUGCAGUGGUGUUCAUGGGAAAUGAAGUUCAUGCUGAUCACUGGAGAACUUAUAUUUCAUGUUCGUAUCAAUGCAGCGAUUGUAAAAAACAAACAAAAAAAACAAACAUGCGUAAACCCUGGUGUGGGUGGCUUAUUGCAGAUUUCUGUGUGAUCGCAGAUGGUGUCUCUUAUCACUACUGAAGUGCAUUUGGUCUUCUCCAGACUCUUGUUUGGACAUUACUGAGAAGUGGUCGUGUGUUUUCCUAUUUAGCGAGAGGAGAUACUAUACCAAGGACUUACUAUAACCAGUCGAAAAUAUCGCGAAAUUGGAUGUUUUCUGGUUUAAAGCAUAAUUUUGUGAUAUAGUUUAGCGCCGUAGUUUGCAGAAACUAACUAACAGAGUUAAUCGUCCAAACGAGUGAGAUAAUUCUGUUGUAUUAUAUCUGCAUGUGGUCUGUGAUUGUUAGCUAGCUAACUUUUCUUUUUCCUCUUCGUUUUUGGGUUUCGUUUUUUUUUUUCAAAAAUGCAAGAAAGUAACGAAAAAGAGCAGAAGCCGCUUCUUUGUACUUUUGGGUUCGUUCCGUUUGUCCUGGUUUUUCUUUAUUAAUGUCCUUAAAUGUCAAAUUGUGUUCUAUGAAUGUGUUUUAAUUUAUUUGUAGUUUGCCAAAAUGAAGAUUUUGAAGCAUGUUGCAGGCAUUGUCACUGAUGAUAAAAAGAGAAAGAAAAUAAAUGGAAAAAAAAUAUUAAUAUAUGUACCUGAAUUGAAAGGAGUCUGGUAUAUGUAGUGAUCUCAGGCUUUCACGGGGUGAAAGGUAAAAACUACAAGACAAUGUGUUUUCUGCACUGCGUGAACAUCAUGCCAGGAUGUGGUCAGAGCAAAACCAAACAGGAAUGUGCAAUAAAGGCUGUAGGCUGAUUCCACCCUGGAA